AUGACUAGUAUGAAUACACUAGGACCAAACCACCUCCUGGGCCUCGCGGCGCAUGCUCUUCGCGAUGGCCCGCCGAGUCUCAAAACACCUUUUGAGGCUGUUGCGCUGAUCUGCCAUGCGCGCAUGGCUGUGGCGGGUUUCAAACUGGUUGGGCUCGGGGAGGAUCACAAGAUCGAAUCGCCCACAGAAAACCCCGCCCUCCCCAUCGAGUGGAAUGCUAACACAACUUUCGCCUUUCGAUAUACCCAUACACAAACCACUUCGCAAUAUUUUCUCAAAGUGAGCAGGCUCGGCAACAAAGCUGUGGUCUUCGCGCUGGCCGUCGAUGAUGACCGUACAAGCUCGUUUGAGCUUUCCGUUAACGAUUACAUUUCCGAAUCUGCCCUCCCACUUGCAAAUACAGAAAACCUUGUAGGCUCACUGCAAGAUGUCUACAUAGACCAAGAAAAGCUGGAAAGCUUGGUUGGAUUGUUUGAUACCAAUAUUCUUCAGAAUAUUGCUCCAAGAUUAUCCAGAGAAGAUUUUGAGGAUCCUACUCAGGCGCCCGUUUCCCGAGAGCCACUGCAGGAAUCACGACCCCACGACCCUCUUCGUGAUCCUCUCCGUGAUGACUCGCUCCCCCAACCUGCCCGGCCAUACCCGUUUGACGACCCCUUAGCUGCUGCGCCGCGCCAGCCUAACCCACCUGGAGACUUUGCUCCACCAGGAUUCGAAGACGAGUUUGAAAUUAAUCGACCCCCGCGUGGUCAGGCCCCAGGUUUCCCCGGAGGUCGUAACCCGUAUACUAUUGGAGAUCGAGACCUCUAUCCUGCAGGACUUGGCCCUAAUGAUCCUCUUCGCGGUUCGAUGGGCCCCGGCGUUGGAUCUGGCGGCGGUAUGCAUCCGACGUUUGAUGAUCCUCUCUUUGGGGGUAGUGGCAGCAGCGGGGGGUAUGACCCACGGGCACCUCCAGGGGCACGCUAUGAUCCUCCUGGGCCCGGGGCCCCUCCGUUUGGUCGUGGUCACGGACCCGGUAGCGGCGGUCUUGGUGGAUUUGGAGGGGGCUUCGGCGGCGGUAUUAUCUAA
Messenger RNA from Penicillium macrosclerotiorum, 1065 nucleotides. RefSeq names its product proteasome inhibitor PI31 family protein. Bases 1 to 1065 code for a protein of 354 amino acids. The transcript is spliced from 2 exons. The record is from RefSeq and is a predicted model, not a curated record. Gene Ontology annotation, biological process: proteasome-mediated ubiquitin-dependent protein catabolic process. NCBI's taxonomy places the organism in Eukaryota, Fungi, Ascomycota, Eurotiomycetes, Eurotiales, Aspergillaceae. Gene Ontology annotation, molecular function: endopeptidase inhibitor activity; proteasome binding.